Messenger RNA from Chlorella variabilis, 498 nucleotides. RefSeq lists its product as hypothetical. The record is from RefSeq and is a predicted model, not a curated record. Lineage: Eukaryota; Viridiplantae; Chlorophyta; Trebouxiophyceae; Chlorellales; Chlorellaceae. The transcript is spliced from 2 exons. Gene Ontology annotation, cellular component: histone acetyltransferase complex. The coding region runs from base 1 to 498 and encodes 165 amino acids.
AUGACGCGCCCCAAGGCGCCCAAGAGCAAACAGUCGCGGGCCACCAGCGUGCCGGCGGCCGGCGGCCAGCCCUCCGCAGCAGCGACAGCCGGACAGCACCCCCACCACCAAGGCCCCGCAGGCCAGCAGCAGGCAGCGGCCAAGAAACGGCUAGCAGCGGAGGGUGGCGGGCUGCCCGCAGCGGCAGGUGCGGCGUUUGCGCCGGCGGCGGCAGCGGGGCAGCAGCCCGAGGUCGACCAGCUCGAGCGCAAGCGCAUGCAGGUGGCAGAGGAGCUGCGGCAGGUGGAGAAGCAGGCAAGUGUGCAGCGCAGGAUCUUCGACCUGGAGACCAACUACUUCCAGAUAUCCUCCGCCAUGGGAAACGCCAUCCGCGGCUACGAGGGCUUCCUGGGCGCCUCCAAAAAGUCGGCGGCGCCGCCGGUGCAGCCCGAGGAGCGCCUGUUCAGCUGGAGCAGCAUCACGGGGCAGCUCGGGGUCGGCGCCGCGCACGGCGAGUGA